ACUACCUUGGUGUGGAGGGUGCAGCCGGAAUCUGCGCUGUCAGUGAGCGUCCAGCCGGUUCCUCUACCCCGCGCGUGUCCGCGCCAUGGCCGCCCCGCCGCAGCUGAAGACUCUACUCCUGGCGGUAAACGCACUGCUGCGCAAGCGCCGCUACCACACUGCGUUGGCCGCGCUUAAGGGCUUCCGGAACGGGGCAGUCUAUGGAGCCAAAAUCCGGGCCCCUCAUGCUCUGAUCAUGACCUUUCUCUUCAGGAGCGGCAGCCUCCGGGAGAAGCUGCGGGCCAUUCUGCAGGCCACCUACACCCACUCCUGGAACCUGGCCCGCUUUGUUCUCACCUACAAGGGUCUCUGCGCCCUACAGGCCCACCUGCACGGCCACACCUACCAGGUGCACUCGUUCCUGGCUGCCUGCCUGGGCGGCGUGCUCGUGUUCGGGGAGAACAACAACAUCAACAGCCAGAUCAACAUGUACCUGACAUCACGCGUCCUGUUUGCCCUGUGCCGCCUGGGCGUGGAGAAGGGCUACAUUCCUGAGCCCAGGUGGGACCCGUUCCCUCUGCACACCGGAGUGAUCUGGGGGAUUGUGCUGUGGCUCUUCGAGUACCACCGGCACACACUGCAGCCCUCGCUGCAGUCCUCCAUGACCUACCUCUACGAGGACAGCAACGUGUGGCACGACCUCUCGGACUUCCUGCUCUACAACAAGAGCCGCCCUUCCAAGUAAAGCGGCCUGGGGUGCCUCUGGGGGCUCCUCCCCUGACUGGCUCCGGGCAGUGUCCAGCUGUGCCUGGAAGUCUGGCUCCCUGCGCACACCCUCCCAGGGGACCCUGCCUUCUCCCAAGUCAUGGGCCUCACACUCCAGCUUGAGUCAGCUCAGGGUUCCAGCUGCCAAAGUAAAAGCACUGCUGUUCCCACUAGGUACUUUUGAAUGGUACAAAAAGUGGCAGAAUCCACCUGAGGAGUCUUGGGCUUGGAUCCAGCUGUGCUGCUAAACUGGGUGAGACCACGGCGAGUCACAGCUGCUCUGGGCCUCGGGUCCCGGAGCUCGAGGAAUACCUUGGAGGAGGUUCUCUUCCUAGUGGGCGUGUUGGGUCUUCCACUGUUCUUAGGUAAUACGGGGCUCCUUGCUCGUGGGCUGUGGGUUGCAAAUGCUUAAGAAAAUUAAGUUGCUUGUCUCGUAUGUUGUACUGAAGAGGUGCUAAACCUCACUGUCUAAAAGAAACACAACGUGAGCCACGUGUGCAAUUAAAAUUUUUCUAGGGCUGG
This is a messenger RNA of Chinchilla lanigera (long-tailed chinchilla), 1266 nucleotides long. RefSeq names its product peroxisomal membrane protein 4, 24kDa (gene Pxmp4). The record is from RefSeq and is a predicted model, not a curated record. NCBI's taxonomy places the organism in Eukaryota, Metazoa, Chordata, Mammalia, Rodentia, Chinchillidae. Gene Ontology annotation, cellular component: peroxisomal membrane. Bases 86 to 724 code for a protein of 212 amino acids. The transcript is spliced from 4 exons.